Molecule: messenger RNA, 1096 nt
Organism: Drosophila montana
Lineage: Eukaryota; Metazoa; Arthropoda; Insecta; Diptera; Drosophilidae
Product: hydroxysteroid dehydrogenase-like protein 1
Cellular component (GO): endoplasmic reticulum
Molecular function (GO): oxidoreductase activity
Source: RefSeq, a predicted model, not a curated record
AACAAAACCUUAACUAAACGAUUACAUAUAGCACAGCCCAAGACCAGCCGAGUUUCCAGUGUCGAACACAGUCCGUGUUCGCGAGUCCAACGUACCAGAGCCCCCAUAUCAAUUGGAAAUCAGACAUAAUGUUAGCCGCUUUAUCGACAUUUCUAAGCAUUGUGGGAUUUUAUGCACUCGCUUGUUAUCUCUACGAGCAGCUGAGAACACCUUACCGAUUGCUAAAGUUGCGUCUGGCGGGCAAUCCAAAGGAAAGACUCUCACUGAAGGAGCGUUUUGGUAGCUGGGCGGCAAUUACGGGCAGCAGCGAUGGCAUUGGCAAGGCCUACGCCAAGGAGCUGGCACGAGAGGGCAUCAAUGUUGUGCUGAUAGCCCGGAACGAGGAGAAGCUCAAGGCAGUAGCUGAGGAAAUCGCAACGGAAUGCAAAGUACAGACUAAGAUAGUCGUGGCGGAUUUCACGCAUGGUGCUCAGGCCUACUUGCAAGAGCGCGAGCUGGCUGAUCUGCCGGUGACCAUACUAGUUAAUAAUGUGGGCUUGGGCCUGCCAGGUCCCAUCUGCAAAUGCAGCCAGGAGCAAACGCAGCAGCUAGUCGAAACCAAUGUGAUGGCCGUCUCGCAGCUCUCGCGUUAUUUCUUCCAGAGCCUGCGCGCCUCUAAGACCAAAGGUGCGAUUGUCAACGUCAGCUCCGGCACGGAACUGCAGCCCGUGCCAUUUGCUGCUCUCUAUGCUGCUUCUAAGGCAUACACGCGCAGCUUUACGCUGGCGCUGCAGUGGGAGGCGGCUCAGUUUGGCAUUCAUGUGCAGCUGCUGUCGCCCAACUUUGUGGUCACCAAGAUAAACAACUACUCCAAACGCAUAAUGCAGGGCGGUCUCUUCAUACCCACAGCCGAAACUUAUGCGCGCAGCGCUGUGGCCCAGCUAAGGGAUGGUGUGGACGAAACUCCUGGCUAUAUCUGGCAUCAUGUACAGAAUGCGGUAAUGACCGCUAUUCCGUGGAGAUUGCGCUUGACUUUGGCUCAAUUAUUCUUUACAGUAAUGGCCGACAAGAAGAAAAAUAAAUAAAAGCAUUGCAUACUGCUAGGUGGCAACAGUAA